CUGGAGACGCAUCGGGACGCCGAGUCAAAAAAGAUAGAACAGACACCCCACACGCGCGCACAAACCCACGACGGUGGCAGCCGAGCCGUUUGCCAUGGAGGAUACGGUGAAAAGCACUCUUUAAAAUGUGAGGUUUAAAGAGGCGUGCUGUAGAAACGCGCGAGAUCGGCUAUCCCCCCCUCAUCGUCCACGGGUGAUCUCGACCCGGGUGCUCUGUCCCCUCGCUGUGACACUCGCACCAGGGGAAAAAUGAAGAAGUUUAAUAUCCGCAAGGUGCUGGACGGCUUGACGGCCGCAUCGUCCCCCUCUUCAUCCUCGCAGCCCGGCGGGGCCAAGGAGAAUGAGCUCUUCCCGGAGACUCUCCAGUCGGAACACUUCCAGCUCUGCAAGACUGUGCGACAUGGCUUCCCCUAUCAGCCCUCCUCUAUGGCAUUCGACCCCGUCCAGAAAAUCCUCGCCAUUGGGACUCAGAGCGGAGCUUUACGAUUAUUUGGCCAACCCGGUGUGGAGUGCUACUGUCAGCACGAGAGUGGAGCGGCCGUCAUCCAGCUACAGUUUCUCAUAAACGAGGGGGCACUGGUUAGUGCUUUGGCUGAUGACAGUGUUCACCUAUGGAAUUUACGACAGAAGAGACCAGCUGUGCUGCACUCACUCAAGUUCAACAAGGAGAGGAUAACGUUCUGUCAUCUGCCCUUCCAAAGCAAAUGGUUGUACAUCGGCUCGGAACGAGGAAACAUCCACAUUGUGAAUGUGGAAUCGUUUACCCUCUCAGGAUAUACCAUCAUGUGGAACAAAGCCAUUGAACUGUCCUCCAAGGCUCACCCUGGCCCAGUCGUUCACAUUAGUGACAAUCCUAUGGAUGAGGGCAAGCUCAUAAUAGGAUUUGAGUCUGGGAUCGUAGUGCUGUGGGAUUUGAAAUCAAAGAGAGCUGACUACCGGUACACUUACGAUGAGGCGAUCCAUUCUGUGGCCUGGCAUCAUGAGGGGAAGCAGUUUAUUUGUAGUCACUCAGACGGCACACUGACAGUUUGGAAUAUAAAGUCCCCAGCCAAGCCUGCACAGACAAUCACACCACACGGAAAACAGCCUAAAGAUGGAAAAAAGCCAGAGCCUUGCAAACCCAUUCUUAAAGUAGAAUACAAGACCACAAGAACAGGGGAUCCGUUUAUGAUCUUCUCCGGUGGUUUGUCGUAUGACACCGUUGGUCGACGGCCAUGUUUGACAGUAAUGCAUGGGAAGAGCACAGCAGUAUUGGAGAUGGACUAUCCCAUUGUAGACUUCCUCACUCUGUGUGAAACGCCAUAUUCUAAUGAUUUUCAGGAACCGUACGCUGUAGUGGUCCUUCUCGAAAAGGAUUUAGUUGUUAUCGACCUUGCACAAAAUGGUUACCCUAUCUUUGAAAAUCCAUAUCCCAUGACGAUUCAUGAGUCUCCCGUGACGUGUUGUGAAUAUUUAGCCGAUUGUCCUGUGGACCUUAUACCUGCACUUUACUCUGUGGGGUCUCGCCAGAAACGACAGGGCUACAGCAAAAAGGAAUGGCCUAUCAGUGGUGGAAACUGGGGCCUGGGCACACAAAGCUACCCUGAAAUAAUAAUAACUGGGCAUGCAGAUGGUUCAGUGAAGUUCUGGGAUGCUUCAGCAAUAAUGCUCCAGGUACUGUACAAGCUGAAGACAGCAAAGGUGUUUGAGAAGGCGCGAUGUAAGGAGGAGAAACCCAGCACAGAGAUUGUGGACGAGGACCCUUUUGCCAUUCAACUGAUGUCUUGGUGUCCUGAGAGCCGUAUGCUGUGCGUAGCUGGCGUCUCUGCCCACAUCAUCAUCUAUAGGUUCAGCAAACAGGAAAUCACGACAGAAGUGGUGCAGUUACUAGAGGUCAGGUUACAGUACGAGUUGAAUGAAUUGGAAUCCCCAGAAGGAGGUGGAGAUCCGACAACAGCUCCUCCCACUCCAAUCACCUCCCCCAGUCCACAAACCACCAUCCCUCAGACACACCCCUCCACUAGCAGCAACUCGUCAGAUGGGAUGAGAGACAACGUACCCUGUCUAAAGGUGCGCAGCAGUCCUCUGAAGCAGUCUCCUGGUUAUCAGGUGGAGCUGGUGGUACAGCUGGUGUGGGUCAGUGGAGAGCCUCCCCAGCAGAUCAGCAGCCUGGCCAUUAACUCCUGCUAUGGCUUGGUGGUGUUUGGCAAUAGUAACGGUCUAGCAGUUGUGGAUUACUUACAGAAGACUGUUCUGUUGAAUCUGGGAACUGUGGAAUUGUAUGGCUCAAAUGACCCUUACCAGAGACAACCGCGAUCUCCCCGCAAGAACCGACAACCUUCUGGAGGGCUGUGUGACAUUAAUGAGGGCUCAGCCACCUCAGAGGACCACUGCAAAUCACCCACCUCAGUCUUGAUGUCAAACCAUCAGCACUUCUACAAUGGAGGAGGGAGAGGAGCAAAGAUGUCAAGGAAAUUAAGCUUGCCUACUGAGCUAAAGCCAGACUUGGUCCUACUCUCUGUAUGUGCCCCGCGGGCUGCCGGACCCCUAGACAACAGGGACAACUCCUUCAGUCGCUCCCGGAGCUCCAGCGUUGCCAGUAUUGACAAGGAAUCACGAGAGGCCAUAACAUCUUUCUAUUUCUGUGAGACUUACACUCGCAAAGCAGAUGGUGGCCUUACACCUUGUUUAUGGGUUGGCACCUCCUUGGGCACAGUGCUGGCCAUCUCCCUCAACAUGCCCUCUGCUGGAGAACAGAGACUUCUGCAGCCAGUAAUUGUCUCCCCUUGUGGCACUCUUAUCAGGUUGAAGGGCAGCAUCCUACGGAUGGCCUUUCUAGAUUCUACAGGGUCUCUUCUCCCUCCUGCUUAUGAGCCAUGGUAUGAACCCAAUGCCCCAACCAAUGGAGAGGAGCGGGACAAGGUCCGUAAGAGACGGCCAGUGUCUGUCUCCCCAUCCACCUCCCAGGAACUGAAUGAAAACCAGUAUGCCGUGUUGUGCUCUGAGAAACAGGCCAAAGUGAUAAUCCUGCCCUCUCAGACCUGUGUAUUCAAACACAACAUCACCGAAGCAUCUUUUGUGCUGCGGGCAGACGUGGUGCAGAUAAACGCUGGCAUUUGUGUGGCCUGCUUCUGUGCCAAUGGACACAUUAUGACACUCAGUCUGCCAGGGUUGAGACCAUUGCUGGAUGUAAAUUACCUACCCCUGACAGAUAUGCGAAUAGCGAGAACGUUUGGCUUCACCAACCUCGGCCAGGCCAUGUACCUGACCUCCCCUACUGAGAUUCAGAGGAUCACCUAUAGCCAGGAGGUUUGCGAGAACCUACAGGAGAUGCUUGGCGAGCUGUUUACUCCACUGGAGACGCCAGAAGCUCCUAACAAGGGAUUCUUUAAGGGCCUUUUCGGAGGAGGAGCACAGUCUCUAGACAGAGAAGAGCUCUUUGGGGAGACAGGAGCCGGAAAAGCACCACGCAGUCUCGCUCAGCACAUUCCAGGUCCUGGGGGGAUAGAAGGCAUGAAGGGGGCAGCAUCAGGCAUUGUGGGUGAUCUAGCUCGAGCUCGAAUAGCAUUGGAUGAGAGAGGACAAAAACUGAGUGAGGUGGAAGAGCGGACAGCAGCCAUGUUGGCCAGUGCAGACACAUUCUCAAAACAUGCUCAUGAGAUGAUGCUAAAGUGUAAGGAUAAGAAAUGGUACCAGUUCUGAUCUUCGGAAAACACCAGAGCCCAAAGGGACUCAGGAGUUGUCCUACACAGCCUUGUUCAUCUCUAUUCCUUCUCCCACUCGCUCUCAUUAUCUCUCUUCUGCUGGACCAGUGGGAUCCCUCGCUCUUUCCUAGCACAAUAUUAAAUACAGUCUCCUUUCAGAACUGAGGCACAGACUGAGAGAGGCCCAAAUUUGAGGAAUACCAUUCCAUGACGAUGUCCAUUCUUCAGUUUUUGUUUGUUUGUUUAAUAUUGCUAAUCCUCUACAAUGGUGGCAGGGCUAUGCAGGCCCUGAAUUUCCAAUUCUUCUCUCAGUCUUUGAAGUGUUUUUGUGCUGUUGUUUUUUUUUGCAGUCAUGUUCUGCCUCCCACACUGGAGAGCAGUAAGUAGUCAAAAAAAGACAGACUCAAUGAAAAAAAAAAAAAAAAAUACAAUAAACAAACAACAAACACCAUGAAAAAUCGCAAAAUAUAAAAAAGUGGAAAAAAUUAUAUAUAUACACAUACACAUACAGAAUUCUAAAUAAAUCCUCAUUAAAGUCUGUAUAAAUGCCAUAUUUGCUACUGACUGUCAAAAGUAAAACUUAAAUAUGGAGGACACUGGGUGAAGCAUGGGAAGAGCUCCAUUCACAGGAAAUGAUGUCAUGACAUGGAGGCAAACCUUUCAGAAAAAGAGAGAACAUCUAUCCUCUUCUAAAAUGUACUCAAUAUGUGUAUGUAAAUUGACCUUUUUCCAAAUUAGUCUCUUUUUUUUUUUUUAAAUAGACAUAACCUGUACAAUCAAUUGUAAAUGUCCAAAUAUAAAAUGCUUUUUGGGUGAUAUUUUUAAGUAAUUAUUGUGAAUAUCACUACAAUAAUGCUUUACAUUAAAGUACCAUCUAAAGAGGGUUUAUAAGUAGUUGUCAGAUGAUCAAUGAGAUAGAAAUGGAGCAUCUACUUGGAAAACGAAUGAAUAAAUGAAUUAACUAUUUAUAAAUCAAUCAUGAGUGAUUUGCCGAUGGUAUUUUCAUGUGAUACAUUAUACAGAUGCUUCAAUUUGUAAACUUUCUAUGAAAAUUGGAACAGAAAUAUCUGGUCUGGACAGAGAUGUGGAAGAAAGUAGGCAAAUAUAUGGUUGAAAUCUAAAAGUUAUCCAUCAAUCAUUGGGUAGACAGCUAUGUAGACCUCAAUAGCUAGAACAUUUGUUGCUCCCUUAAGACUGAAAAUUAAGUUGCAGGCUCUUCAGUGUUGGCUAUGGGAUUUGAUUUUGUUAAUUAGACAAGAUUUCGCCUCCCUGUAUACUGCAUAGAUUAAACAGCUUUAACAGAGAAAAUGUAGUUUAACAUGUAGAGACUGUACUAUUGUUAAUAUUUUGGUUGGGUCAUUUAAUGGUCCAUUUCUUUUGUUCAGUAAAAAAGCACUUACUGUUUGGAAAUGGCUCUCACAAAUCAGGAACAAUUGGACCACCUCUUAAGACCUAAUCUUCAGUGACUUGAGACUUGAUUAUAAGUGUGAAAUAGGGCAUAAAGUUUCUUUUUUUUUUUUUUUUUUUUGCACUUGGGAUCAUUAUUCAUUGUCGUUUUGAAUGUUAGGAUAAUAUCAGCUAACAAUUUCGUCUAACGAUACUGGUUUCACACUAGUGCUUUAGGGGUAAUGCAAAUUUUGAGUUUGGCUAUAAGUCUCCAUUGCCAUAGAUUGACAUGUAUAGAUUCAAAUAGCUUACUUCAAGACAUUAUUAUCACACGGUCUACAUCCAUGAAAGCACCUUUGUUCACCUAUGGUGAGUGCUAGCUGUUCCAUUUCUCCAUUGAAACCACAUUUUAGUGCCAUUAUAUUUAUUUGUACAAUCUUAUGUGUGGUUUGCAAGAAAUGCUGCUAUAUAUGUUGCAUUGACUCAUAUGACCCAUUGUCAUUCAAGAUGCUUAUAUCGAUGUAUUCUCUCUUGACUCUCUGCCUAAAAUUUUUGCCAUUCUGUGAAUGAAAUAGUUUGACAAUCUGGGACUAUAAAUUGAGAGUGGGAGUGGCCAUACUGACCCUAAGACAGUUGCCAUAUCUUUUCAAACGCCAAAGAUUUUCUUUCAUUGAGUUAUGUAUUUCACUGACUGUGACAGCUAUUUGUGUCUAAAGUACCACUGCAUAUUCCACCAGUAACUGUGUUGAGGUCUUUCCUGAUGUUUUUGGCUGUGUGCUACCAUUGCAAGUGAAGUCAGCCUUUUGUGUGUUUUGUACUUCAACAAAGAAAAAUUACAAAACAAAUUAAGCCAAUCUCUUUCAGACUAUAUAUGUUUCUCUGUGUUAGACUCUAUAUUCUCUGUAGAUGUGUUUUCAUGCCAUGGUGUUAUAGUGUUUCUGAAUACCAGGUUUGUUUUUGAAUAUUUUGCUCAAAUCUCAUCUCUCCUAAUUAACUAAUUAAAUUAUAUUUGUAAAAUGUGUAUUUUUCUCUGCAGUACUGUAUUUCCAUGAAUAGAUAUCCUUGUCAUAUUUUGAAUCAUCAUCAGUUAUUGAAAAAUUAUUUUUAUAUAUGCUUUGAGGAGGAAGUAUUUUGAGGACAUAAGAAAUUAUUAUAUAUUGCGCUCUCUUAUUUGUUUUCAUAUCUUUGUUUUCGGUCGUGUGGUCUGUUUGUUCCCGCCAUCAUUGACACAACAGGGUGAUUUUUAAAUGUGAGUGAGCAGACCAGUGAGUUUCACUGAAAAUGCAUCAAAGGUUUUAACAUCAACAAAGUGAUAGUCGUCAAAAGACCAGUGCAGUUAAUUUUGAGAGAAUAUUUGCCAUACAUUUUUAUGUGCAUUCAAUUUACCAGUUUAAAAAUACAUGUUAAGCCCCAAGAUGGUUGAUAUUUACACUUAAAAACCAAAAAAUAUUUUGCAAGACUCGUGUGGAAAACUUUGAUGUCACAGGUUAUGUCAUUGUCAAAGUAUCCAAUCAGCCGUGUUGAACUGUAAUGCUUUAAAUGUCAGUAAAAAGUUUAGUGUUCAAACAACUCAGAAACCACCAAUACAAUGUACUGAUCACACCUUUAGUUUAUCUGUUAAUGGAGGUUUCGGAUUCACUGUUGAUGUGAACCUGGUUGCUUGCCCUUUAUAAUCUUUCAUGAGCAAGGAGGAAAAAAAGAAGAAAAAAACAAGAUGUCUGAAUUUUCCUGUUGCUUUAAUUUAUUUUUUUAAUUUAUAAUAUUUCAUGUUGACUUUCAGUGAAAUGUUUUAUUUGUCUCAAACAGAACAUUCUUACCUGAAAUAUUACACCUUUAACAUGCAGAAAAGUCUCAUUCAUUUUCUGUCCUGAAUAUAACGGUUAUUAGUAGGUUGCAGUAUUUUCUCAUUGUAGCCAAUUUCUUGUACAGUUUUAUGCAAAUUUCACAUGGAUGUUUAUGAUUAUCUGCUGCCACAAACGAUUUAGAAUUUCUGUAGAUAGAAAUUACUGUGCAAUGGAAAAUAAAAACGGUCUAAA
Myxocyprinus asiaticus (Chinese sucker) is the source of this 7105-nucleotide messenger RNA. Its product is annotated as syntaxin-binding protein 5-like. The transcript has 27 exons. Lineage: Eukaryota; Metazoa; Chordata; Actinopteri; Cypriniformes; Catostomidae. Gene Ontology annotation, biological process: regulation of protein secretion; regulation of exocytosis. Gene Ontology annotation, molecular function: syntaxin binding; GTPase activator activity; myosin II binding. The record is from RefSeq and is a predicted model, not a curated record. Gene Ontology annotation, cellular component: plasma membrane; cytoplasm; SNARE complex. The coding region runs from base 250 to 3681 and encodes 1143 amino acids.